AGGUCCUACCGGGCUUCCGGAAAUUGUGGAUGCAGGGUCUCCUGCGGUCCCUACAGUUAGAUGAGCUCACUUUCCCGGAGUUCACUGUUUAGGUAGGGCUUUGGAGUCUGGACGUUGGAGGUGUCCAGGUGUACCUGCAGUGGUCCAGAGCCCGGAACUCCCAGUCACUGGCUGGGGCUGGGCGUUCAUCUCAGCGGGGCUCAGGCACCUAGAGGAUAUUCUAAGUGGACUGGGGUCUCGGGGUCCCUUGGGAGCUCUGCGGACGGUCCCCCGGCUCCACCCCAUCAUGUGGCCGCCCCGGCUCCGCCUCCGCCCCAGUUCCUGUUUCGGCCUCGGCAGUCCUGCUUCAGCCCCUACGGCUCCCCGCAGACGCCUGCUCUUCCUGCUCCGCCCGGGCCACGUCUUACUGGGCGCUCGCUGUCGCAUCCCCGCUCGUCCCGCCGGGGGAUGGGGCCUUCCGCCGGCCUGGGCCCGCCCUGUUGGGGUCCCCGAGGCGACUCGGCCCCGCCUUGAUGGACUGGCGCGCCUGGUGCUGCGGCCCCAGGAUGAAGGGCGGCGAGGGGGACCCGGGCGAACAGGCUCCGCUGAACCCGGAGGCCGAGAGCCCCGCGGGUUCGGCCACCUACCGGGAGUUCGUGCACCGCGGCUACUUGGACCUGAUGGGGGCCAGUCAGCACUCGCUGCGGGCGCUCAGCUGGCGCCGCCUCUACCUCAGCCGGGCCAAGCUGAAAGCUUCCAGCCGCACGUCUGCCCUGCUUUCGGGCUUCGCCAUGGUAGCCAUGGUAGAGGUACAGCUGGAGAGCAACCACGAAUACCCGCCGGGCCUGCUGGUGGCCUUCAGCGCCUGCACCACCGUGCUGGUGGCUGUGCACCUCUUUGCACUCAUGGUCUCCACCUGUCUGCUGCCUCACAUUGAAGCCGUUAGCAACAUCCACAACCUCAACUCUGUCCAUCAGUCUCCACACCAGCGACUCCACCGCUACGUGGAGCUGGCCUGGGGCUUCUCCACUGCCUUGGGCACCUUCCUCUUCCUCGCUGAAGUUGUUCUGGUUGGCUGGGUCAAGUUUGUGCCCAUCGGGGCCCCCUUGGGCACACAAGGCUCUGUGGUACCUGCCUCCCAGGUGCCUGAGACUCUGCCACCAGUGGCCACCUCCCUUAGUCCAGCUUCCAAGCCAUCCUCUGCUUCUGUAGCCCCGUCACAGGCUGAGCCACCUGAGGCCUGCCCACCUCGGCAAGCAUGUGGCGGUGGUGGUGGGGCCCAUGGACCAGGCUGGCAAGCAGCCAUGGCCUCCACGGCAAUCAUGGUACCUGUUGGGCUUGUGUUCAUGGCCUUUGCCCUUCAUUUCUACCGCUCCUUGGUGGCUCACAAGACCGACCGCCACAAGCAAGAGCUAGAGGAGCUGAGUCGCCUGCAGGGGGAGCUGCAGGCUGUGUGAGGCUGGUGUUAGCCACAGCUUCGAGCACCGCCUCCCUCAGGGGUCAGCCAGAGGCCCCAGUUCUACGGACCCCAUCCCCCGCCCUGCCUGG
Molecule: messenger RNA, 1527 nt
Organism: Eubalaena glacialis (North Atlantic right whale)
Lineage: Eukaryota; Metazoa; Chordata; Mammalia; Artiodactyla; Balaenidae
Gene: ORAI3
Product: ORAI calcium release-activated calcium modulator 3
Exons: 2
Coding region: 513-1436 (307 amino acids)
Biological process (GO): store-operated calcium entry
Cellular component (GO): membrane
Molecular function (GO): store-operated calcium channel activity
Source: RefSeq, a predicted model, not a curated record